AUGUAUUACUUAGCUGAAUUAAAGAAAUUGGAUCAUCGUUCGGAAAAUAGACGAGGCGAUAUAAAUAAUAUCGCAACUGAAUCUGAAACAGAUAAUGAAAAUACAAAUCCAACUGGAACUGUAUUGCAAGAUGGUGAUUCCAAUUUUGUUUCUAAUGAUUCCAUUGAUGAGAAUACUACUCAAACGACAGCCACAACUUCAACUGAUGAUGGAACACCGUUGGCCUCAGACUCUGAAAGUAAUAUAGAGGCACCUUUAAAAACUAAUGCUACCACAGGUGUAACAGGAGCAGCUAUAGUAGCACCUCUUUUGCCAAAUGCCGUAAAAAAGAAUGGAAGUAAAAAUUUGGCAUUAGGAAAUGGUAACGGAACAGGUACAGGUGACAGUUUAGAUGGAGAAAACAGUAACUGUAUACGAUCUUCUGCUAAUGAAGAUGCUAGUGAAGAAGAUGAUGACGACGACCGCAUGGUUGAUGAAAGCAGCAACAGUAACAGUCUUGGACAUAAAUCCGUAACACCAAUAAUUAACCUCAACGACGGAACUACCAAUACUGAUAACGAUUCAACCUUAAGCAGCGCAGGCAUCAUACAAAAACGGUCACUGCAUUGCAGUAGUGACGGUAUCGACGAUGGUAACAGUCAACCGGAAAUGAAAAAAAUCCGAAGUGAAUAA
This is a messenger RNA of Teleopsis dalmanni, 672 nucleotides long. RefSeq lists its product as uncharacterized. The record is from RefSeq and is a predicted model, not a curated record. Bases 1 to 672 code for a protein of 223 amino acids. The transcript has 2 exons. Lineage: Eukaryota; Metazoa; Arthropoda; Insecta; Diptera; Diopsidae.